AUGGAGGCCCAAGAAGUCCCAAGCCCCGUGAACGACAUCGCCGUGCCAGCUGCUUCAAGUCUACCAGUCCUCUUCUUUGACAUAGACAACUGUCUCUAUCCACGGAGCAGUAAUGUCCAAGACACACUCUCAGAGCUGAUAGACGACUACCUAAGUCGAGAACUCGACCUCCCCCGCUCAGACGCAAUCGCCCUACACACGCACUAUUUCAAAACAUACGGGCAGACAGUCGAAGGACUAGUCCGACACCACGCCAUAAACGCCCUGCACUACAAUAGCCAAGUCGACGACGCACUACCACUAGAAACCCUUCUCAAGCCCAACCCCGCGCUGCGGGCCUUUCUGCUGUCGAUUGAUAGAUCGAAGGUUCGGCUUUGGCUGCUGACGAAUGCGUAUGUCACGCAUGCAAGGCGCGUGGUGAAGGUUCUUGGCGUUGAGGAUCUUUUUGAUGGCGUUACGUUUUGUGAUUAUGCGGGCGUGCCAUUUAUUUGUAAGCCUCAGGUUGGUAUGUUUGAGAAGGCGAUGAGGGAGGCUGGGGUUGAUGAUGUGGAUGACUCGUUUGGGAAUUGCGUUGGGGCGAAGAGCUUUGGGUGGACGGCUUGUCACUUGGUUGAGAGUGGGCUGCCGGUUCCUGAGUCUCAAGCUUCGCAGCAUCGGAUUCGGCAUUUGGAGGAGUUGAGUUGUAUUUGGCCGGAUUUCUUUCGGGCUAAAGAGGUUGAGAUUUUGGCUUAA
Penicillium manginii is the source of this 732-nucleotide messenger RNA. Its product is annotated as Pyrimidine 5-nucleotidase. Gene Ontology annotation, molecular function: nucleotidase activity. Bases 1 to 732 code for a protein of 243 amino acids. Lineage: Eukaryota; Fungi; Ascomycota; Eurotiomycetes; Eurotiales; Aspergillaceae. The record is from RefSeq and is a predicted model, not a curated record. The transcript is spliced from 4 exons. Gene Ontology annotation, biological process: nucleotide catabolic process; pyrimidine nucleobase metabolic process.